UUCCCAACGCUAGCAGAUUUGACAUUUCACUUUUUCAGUAAUGAUGGCGCACUUGCGAAAGGUGUUUAGUUUACUGUAACAUUUAUUUUUAUGUAGUGCCGUGAAGUGAAAACCAAGUGUUUUUAAUGCCGUACCGCAGGCGCUUCUCAGCCAAGAUGCCAGAUUUCGACGACGAGGUCACUGUCGUCGAUGUGUACGACCUGGCAUCGGAUAUUGGCAAGGAAUGCGAGAUAAUUAUUGAAAAAUACGGCCCUGACGCCGUUACAGCGCUCCUGCCGAAGGUGAUUAAUGCGCUAGAGUUGCUGGAGAACUUGGCGGUGAGGAACGAGAAGGAGAACCAGGCGCUGCAGGAGUUGACGGCGAAGAUUUCACAGUUGGAGAAUGACAAGAUAGAGAAGGCAGAAUAUAGGCAGCGUUUCGAGAAGGAAAUAGAAGCAAUCGAGGAACAAUGGCGGACAGAAUCAGCGGAGCUGGUGACCGCGGUAGCAAGACUACAGGACGAGAACAAACGUCUACGGAGAACUAUCAAUGCGCCUGCAGACGGCUCAAGUGCGCCCCCGUCACCAGCCCGCGAGCACGACCAAGAAGUUCUUUCCCGGCUCAGCAGCACAGCUGAGAAGCAACGCGCGACGUUACGCCACCAAGAGUUGCAGCUUCAAGAGAAACAACAGCUGAUUGACAGCUUGUCGAAUCAAGUGGAGAAGUUGGCACAGGUCAGCAGGGACCUCCGGCGGAAACAUAAGCAGAUACAAAAUCAGAUGCGCUUAGUAUGUGAGGAGCGUUCGGAGCUGACGGCCAUAGUACAGUCACAGCAGAGGGACAUCGCCGCGCUUCAGCAAGAUAGUGCACAGAACAAGAAGUGCCCCACAUGCGGCGUGGCGACUCCUGAAGGCGCUGACGACGACGACCAGUCCUCCAAGCCCACGUUCAGCGUGAGGGAGCUGCGAGCCAUCCUGCACGAGCGCAACGAGCUCAAGCUCAAGCUCAGCCGCGCCGAGGAGCAGCUGCACGCGCUGCAGGCUGACCAGCACCACGACAGUGGCUCCGACACAUCUCCGUCAGUAAGCACGGGUGCUGGUGAGGAGGAGGAGGCGCCGGUGCAGGGCCCGCUGCCCGCCGAACCGGACGACGCCCCGUGGAAGCGCAACAGUGGCAUCAGGAAGUUGUUCAGGCUGGCGCUGGCGUCUCGACCGGAGAAGAGAGCAGAGGGACCGCCGCGAAUCUCUUUCGGCCCUUGGUAUUGAAGAUGUGUUUGUUGGCGUUUUCGCAAGCUCUUUGUUGAGUCUGAUCUCACCGUGGGCGCCUUCCAGCGUCGCCACCCGCGCCCCGCCCCCGCCGCCCACGCCCCGCCCACCUCCGCACCCGCGUAGGCACUCCCACCCCCACGCCCCGCCCACCUCACGCCCACCACCCAGCCGCCGCCGCUACUCCGAGCAUCCACCAUCAUCGAAACUGGACCUCCGACAAGAACUACUAGACCUCAACCUUGGAACGCAAGAGUUUGAUUCCUGGCUCGGCAACAAGUUCGAAGAAAACGACGAGUUCGAAACUGGACCUUACGACCCAAGGUUUGUGCACGACAUUCCUUUACAACGCUCCAUUUCUCUAGACAGGGGCAUCGACAUCUUCAAUCAUUUGCAGGCCAUAGGCUCUGAGACCAGCGUUAGUUCCCUGUGGACGGUAGACUCGGAUGGACGGGACAGUUUGACUGACAGAUACAGGAGUUUCGAAGAUAUCCCCACUUCUCCGUACAGGGCGAGAAGCAGGAGUGCAUCUUUUGGCGUGGAGACGUUCUCAGAACGGGACUUAGCGUUGGCGGUACUUAACGAGAGUUACAAGGGUCUGGAUGCCCCGAGCGGUAGCGUGUCCCCUCAGAUACGAAAACUGCAAAGAUGUUUCACAUUCGCCGGGAGCUUUGACAGUAUUAAAGAUAGGGGUCCCGUGGAACAAGUCAAUGAGCAAAAGAUCAAGCCAAAACUUAGGCUGAUGAUCCCAAAUAGGAGGAAUAGCACCAGCUGUCCAGUGUCACCAGAAAUUAGCAGACUGAGGAGUUUCUUCCCAAGCACAGCAGCUGGUGACACGAACAUAUCUGAUGAUGAGGACCAAGUCUUUGAGGUUCAGGAGCCGGUAUACAGGAGCAUGUCUAUCGAGUGGAGCCAGGAGGAAGCUAAAGAAAAACAAAGGAGGUCUGGUCUCCAAACCGUCACGACUGACUUGAGAAAGAAAGUUCUAGUAAAGCAAGGGUUCAAGAGCUGCGAAAACCUCGAAAGGAAUCGAGGAUCGUCGGAACUCGCUAAAACUUCCAAAUAUCUUAACUCGAAUUUUGUUACAUUGAGCAGAACUGCAUCAUAUUCGGGCAACACUGACUCUGUGACAUUUGACACAUUGCCCACUAUAAUCAUAUCCCCCGCUGACUCCGGCGGUGUUGCCAAUAUAUCAAAUACUUCCAAUUACGUAGAAAUAAGUAGGAAUUGUGACUGUCGAAUAUGUAGGGAGGGCGAGGGUAAAUAUAUAUUGCGGAGCGCGCUUAGCAAGUUGUUCGUUAAAAUUGUUUCUUGUAAAAGUAGAAAGUUGUAUUGGGACGAGAAUAAUAAUUUGAAUGAUAGUGAGAUGUACAAGUGUGUAAUGCAUGUAUUGAAACUAAUGUUAGGACUUUGGUUGAGACAUCUCGACCAUAAUAAAUAGGAUAAUAACAUCCAUUUUUUAAAGUAAGAAAUAAAUAGGUCAAAAAUUUUGUCUUCAUAUUUAAAAAUGAUGGUAGAAAAGUUAGAAGUUGACACAAGUUUCUACCAUUUUAUUCCAGUGUUGCCUGUUACAAAGUAAAAAUAUUACUUUUUUUUGAUAAAAAUGGAUGUUAAUACCCUAUGUAAAGUAUAGUUAUUACGAGUUGUUCAAUGUUAUUAUACUUUUAGCAGCUUUUAUAAUUUAACUGUGAAUGCAAAGCUAGGUUCAAUUCCUUCAUGUAUUUCUGUACUAAGCAAUUUAUUAUUUUCUUAAAGAAUGGUUAUGUAUGACUCUGUGAUUUUUAUUUAUUUUUCGAAAUGAAUGUUCUAUGCUAGGUUUCGCAUUUGACUUUUAUUGAAAGGGCGACUCGGUUAAAAAGUUUUAAGCAUUCCAAUAUUGAAAUAUCAACCUUAACGACAUCAUAAUAAGGUUAAAAUUUAAAUUGCCGAGUCGUCUUUUCAGUAAGACUGAACUAUGCCAAGCUAAAGAAAUUCUGUCGUUGUGCAGCUAUUAGAAAUAUAUGUCUAUGGUCAUGUUAUAUGAUAUUUGGCUAAGUUUUUAUAUAAAGGCUGUGUGAGACUUCCUGUGCCCACGAACUGUCAAACUGAAAUGUCAUUUUCAACUGUGCAAUUGACAGUAGCUGUCAGUCAGUACAAACGACGGUAUUUGACCUUGAAAACUGACAGCUGUCAACUGCAAAAAAUAUUCGGAACUCCUGUAUGUGUAAAGUGCAGCUUUGCAAUCGUACCUGCAAUAAUAAAUUGUAUUUAUAAUACUCAAAAUUGUUAUUCGAGAAGUAUUGAGGGCACAAGGAAUGUAAAUGUUACAGGCACCACGCAACUUUGCUAUUCUGAAGUUAGCUAUUUGAUUGAUCGAGGUAUAGCUGAUGAACGGCGAAGGAAAACCUGGACUAUAAAGUCUGAAAUCACCAACCCGCAUUGAGCAAGCGUGGUGAUUAACGCUCAAUCCUUCUCCGUGUGAGAGGAGGCUGCAGCCAAGCAGUGGGACGAUUAAAAGGCUGAUGAUGAUGAUGAAAUAUGCAGUAGUAUUUUGUUAUUUUUUUGACUAUUGUGAAGUCAGUAAUAUCUAGCUUCACUGCAAUGUCAAUGAGAAAUCAAAUAGUCAAAUGCCUAAAUUCAGACUAGCACAGUUAUUUGGUGUGAAAAAAAAAGAUGUCUGACUAAUGCAAAAAAAAAAUAUUUAACCUUUUACGUAGCGACUUAGAUAUUAUAAGUAAGGUCGUAUUAUUGGUAUGUGUUAGCGCCUUAUCUAUACUAAUGUUAUGAAGCUGAAGUCUGUUUGUUUGAACGCGCUAAUCAGUAGUUCCCACGGGAUGCGGGUGAAAUCGCGAAUACUGUAUUCUUGUCAAUUUCUAACUGUGUGUGAGAAGUUUACACUUCGGGACAGAUACAUUGGGACACCUUUUAUAUUAAUAUUGUUUUAUCUGCAUGUGGCUUGAACUGGGCCAAAAGAAUAUUGGAUUACAUUUAAGUGCACAUGUAGGGAAAACAGUAAUUGCUUUUAUUAAUUGUCCCGUAUUGUAAUCUUGUGUAGUAAGGCUGUUUAACGAAAUUUUACUGGUGGGAUUAUUAAAUGAAAUAAUAUAAAAUAUAACCAAUAUACGUUCGGAAUAACUUUAGACUUUUAAUAAUUAUACAAAUAUAGUUUCGUUAAACAGUUCUUUAAGACACGAAAAGUUGCCCUUUAGUGACAAAACUGUGUACUUGACUUUCAAAUGUAUGUGAAGAGGUAUAUUAAAUACUAUAUAUACAUUGUAUGUGAUAUCGCAGCGAAUGUAGAUAUGUUCUUCCAUUUUACUAACCAAACUGUACUUCUGUCAUAGACGAAAAACAUUUUUGUAUAAACAUGAUAUUAAUUAUAAUUCGCACGCAAGAAAAGGCACAUAAAUAUAAAAUCUUGAGCGGUGAGCAAAAGAAUGAAUGAGUGAGUGAAUGAAUUCGUUAACAUUUUUGACAUUAAUCGAAUAUUUUGAACGUCUAUGACAGAAGUGAAGUUUAGAAAAUUUCUCGACUUGUAAAUUGUACCAUUUUUAAAUGAUACUUCUCUGCAUCUUUUCUUGUAAGAGUGAGUGCCAUGAAUGUUGGUUAAAAAGGCCAAACAUAACAUAUCCUUCUUUGGUCUCGGUAUAGGCUACGGACUUUUUGUAUUCGCUUAAUCAUACACUCUCGGCCAAUUAUAUAUACACACUUCAUCGUGCACUACCGGCCAGAAAAUAUGGGUCACUAAAAUAAUGUUGAAUUAAUGCGAUUUUAUAUGUUGACCAUCAGUAUUUUUUCACUUAUGGCCUAAUAUUUUAAUGUAUUUGACUCGAUUGAUAUUAUGAUAUUAGUUUUUAUUUUCGUUUUCAUGUUAAAAGUAUUAAGUUACCAAAUAAAAAUAGCCUAAAUCUUUAAUAGUGGAGUGUUUUUCGAGUAAAUCAGUGGUUAAUGGUAAUUCUGGUGCUUAUGAAUGCUAUUACUACAAACUGCCAUCUCUAUACUUUGCCGCUAUAGUUUUUAUGGUGCUAAAAUAGCGUCGCUUCAUCAAAAUAAUUAUGAAAAAAAUCCAGAAAACAUGCAACAUAAUACAAAUAAAGUCACAAACUUUAACUACUGAUUACUCGAAAAAUACUCGAAAAUAUUUAUUUCACUAGAUAAUACAAAUUGUAGCACAUCGACAAUAAGACACGUUUUUGAGAAAAAAAAGUUAAAAAAUGACUAGACUAGGAAACCAGUUGAAGUUUGACAUGAAUAGUGAACAUUUAGUGUUAAUAGUCCCGGUAAUAACGUAAUGGUAAGAACUUUUUCAGGUUUUACACAAAAUAUUCCUUCAAAAUGCAUCGUUAUUUUGUUUGGGAAGACUUUUGACUGAAGAAAGUACAUUUUUAUAGAUGUUUUUGUGUAUAAAUGAUCUUGAUUCGUGAAUAACAAUUAAAAUGGAAGUACAAUGUUGUUAAUUAACAAUUUCGUAAUUUAUUAUCGCUCCAUUGUUAUAUGAUUGUAAAAUAUUCAGUACCAUACAGUAAUAGUUUAAGUUCUAGUAAAUAUGCCCAGUGCUAUUUAGUGACUAUGUACAGUAUUAUAAUUAUAACAAAAAUAUACUAACAAAUUAAUUAUAAUGUACUAACAAAUUCUUACUCAGUCCACGCUAAAGUUUCUCGUACGUAUUUAAAAAUAAAUUAACUUGACAAUGUAAAAUAUAUCCGCCAUUUCCCACACAUAAUAACGAUGCAUUUAACACGAUGUGAAGUGCCUACAGCUCAUCACAAUACACGUCUUUAUAUUUAAAUAUAUAUUAUUAACAGUUUCUUAGUAGUUUUUAACGGUUAUUUAUAAAUAAAAAUAAAAUAAAAAAUAUUGUGCUAUCCGUUAUCUGUAUAUGUGGGCAAGUUUUUAUGUCCGCGAGUGUAGUUUUAGAUUAUCAUUCCAUAUUUUUAGGCUGUCGUUUAUUUUUUCUUAAUUUUUAUUUUUAAUUCUAGUCACAGUGCUGCUGGGUACUAGAUUUUAGGGGUUUAUUACUGUGAUUGAGACUUUUUGGCGGGAAUUGUUCAAAAGAGGUUCUAUUAAAAAAAUAUUUUUGAGAUUUUUUUUCGAAUUUUAUGACAAAAAAUUUAAUUUUUGAUAUUUUAUUGCAAAUUCUACUGGUUGACUGUUUAGUAAUUAUUUUAUGUAAAUGCACAAUUUUCGCCAAAAAUUACUCUUUUUAAAUUAAAAACACAUUUCCAAUGGGUUGAAGGGAACACAGGCACUUUAGUUUGAUACCUUUGCCUACUCAAACUAAUUUCUUGAAAACUAAAAGUUGUCACGUAGUGAUUAUUAUGUUGUAAAGACAUUGGUACCUUAAUGUAUAAUGUAAUAUUUAUAAGUUGACUGUGUCAAAAUAAUUAUAUCAUCUGUUUAUAUUGUAA
Helicoverpa armigera (cotton bollworm) is the source of this 6631-nucleotide messenger RNA. It is a transcript of the gene Rilpl, whose product is annotated as RILP-like protein homolog. The coding region runs from base 126 to 1244 and encodes 372 amino acids. Lineage: Eukaryota; Metazoa; Arthropoda; Insecta; Lepidoptera; Noctuidae. The record is from RefSeq and is a predicted model, not a curated record. The transcript has 9 exons.